Molecule: messenger RNA, 2003 nt
Organism: Aplysia californica (California sea hare)
Lineage: Eukaryota; Metazoa; Mollusca; Gastropoda; Aplysiida; Aplysiidae
Product: dentin sialophosphoprotein
Exons: 4
Coding region: 327-2003 (558 amino acids)
Source: RefSeq, a predicted model, not a curated record
GACGCCAAGCUCAACCGUGGGGAUCAUUCUCAGCAGACGUCAUCAGGCAAACUUCCCGCGGCAGGCCGCCGGAAUAAAGCAAGGCUGCUCUACUUAGCGUUAGCUCAGGGAACAAAGAAAAAGAAACCAAAAAAAAGAAACAAGAAGUUUGUAUAAAGAUAGGCGAAUGAAUUGUUAGAACACUUUUCUGUAAGGGUACAAGAAUUAGCACUAAAUAGGUCUUGCUAAAACAGAGUGAGCGAGUUUUAAUUCGAAACAUUAACUUUCCUGAAAAAAAUUAUUCUUUAUUUCCCCAAGACAAGUAGCAAUCAAGUACAUCAGACGAAAUGGCCCAAAUAACGAAGACACUUUACUUCGCCGUCCUGACCCUCUGGAGCGUAACACAAUGCGCCAUCCUCCCAAACCCCAUGUCAACAUCCGGGUCAGAGAUCGUUGACCUUUCUUUGCCGCCAACGUCAUCAGGAGCACUGCUCACAGCCCCAGCAUCCUCAGCUCUCACGCCAUUGGCUGCUGUUGCUGCCGCUGCAGCUGCAGCCGGCAGUUCCGGAAGUGACGACACGAUCAAGGACGUGGUGGAUGAUAUGGUCUCCAAAGCUAAUGACGCCGUCAGCGCUGUAGCAGAAGUAACCAGUGAGGCCGUGGAGAAAAUCACUGACGCCGUUAGCGAGGCAGUUUCGGGCACUUCUGACGUCAAAGAGCGAAUCAGUGACGUCAAAGAACGAAUCAGUGACGCCAAAGAGCAAAUUAGCGACGCAAAGGAAGCUGCGACGGAAGUUAUGAGCGACGCUGUUGAGAAGAUAACGGAGGCCAGCUCGGACGCCGUGGACGAUAUGUUGGACGUGGUUCAGGACGCCGCCGAAGAUGCAGAAGAGAUCCUCCAGGAUGCUAACUCCGCCCCGGAUGCUGACAUCACGCACGAGAUUCUUGACCACAUAGACGACUUUGACGAGAGCAUGGACGACUCAACGACUAGCGAUGACGACAGCGCCAGUGACAGCAGCGACGACGUGUCAUCUGUUUUGGACCUGGUCUCCGACUUCACAGACGAGAUGGGACUGGGCUCACAAAGCGACGGUGGGGACGAUAGCAACAACAGCGACGACGACAACAGCUUCAGCGAGGUGGUAGAAGAACUUCCUUCUUUCUUCGGCGGCAAUGAUAACGACGUCGACAGCUCCUCAGACGAUGACUCCUCCUCUUCGAUGAUGAGCAACGCUUUCUCAAGGGAGAACGAAAUCGAUGACAAGCUGGAGUCUAUGGUGCGCCCCUCCACCUGGUUCCAGUAUCUUCUCAAGCACGACGAGCCAGAUACCAGCAGCGAGGGCGGGAAGAGCGGGUCUGUCAGCCUGAACCGCUACCUGGGCAAGAUGAGUCGUGUGCGGGGCAUGAUGGACGUCCUGGAGGCCAGACUCGCCGGCGCCACUGCCGUCUCCUCCGUCGAUAGCUUUGGCCUGCGCCCACUGUCCUGUCGUCGGAGUGGUGGACAUCUCCCACGUCACGCCGCCCUCAACGACAUCGUGACGUGCGCGCUCGAUGCAUCCGGCCUGCACUGCAUCCUCACACCCUCCGGCCUCGACCAUAGUGAUGGCAAAAGGCCAGAUGGCCUCACGAUCUUUCCUUUCGAGGGUGGGAAUUGCCUCAUGUUGGACACCAAUUUCUCCCAUUCUUUGUCACCGCAGUCCAUCAUCUCCUCGGCCUCUGCUCCCGGAUGUAUCCCCAAGAAGGCCGAGGGAGCCAAAAUUAGAAAAUACGCAGACCUCAGAAACUGCUUUGUUGACUUUGUCCCAGUUGCCGUCGAAACAUCCGACGCUCUCGGCCCCUUCACCACUCAGUUCCUUCAGAAAGUUGGUCGUCGGUUGGCAAACGCCAUUAAGGGUGAUCGACGGGAAAUAAACGCCACAGGUGACCAACGGGAAAUGGGGUGGUUGUUCGCGAGAACCUCUCUGGCGAUUGUUAGAGGCAACGCGUUCUCAAUAUUGACAGCCCCACUGGCGCACAAGUGA